Messenger RNA from Racocetra persica, 1269 nucleotides. NCBI's taxonomy places the organism in Eukaryota, Fungi, Glomeromycota, Glomeromycetes, Diversisporales, Gigasporaceae. The record is from the annotation of a GenBank genome assembly.
AUGGAAAUUUUGUUUGUUAAUAACAUUGAUGCACCAUCAGAACAUCCUGAUGGUGGUAUUUGUAUUAACAUGAAUAUAACAAAUGCAUCUCAAAUUAGUGUAGAAUUAAGCAACAUUCCUUUUGAUAUUAAAUAUAUGAACCAAAAUUAUUGUUUCUCGAAUGAUAGAAAUACGCUUUCAUUUAAUGGAUGUUUACUGCCACCAAAUACUAGAGAGGAAUUAGAUGCAAUGACUAAUGCAUUUUCAAAAUUUUUAACUGGUGAAGAAUUACACCUUAUCUUUGACGCAGAAGCUUCUUCACGUGCAUGGAAUUUUAAGUUUGAUCCGAAUGAACAAUAUUUGCCAAAACUAUCUUUACAUUAUGAAAUAACAUAUUCUAAUUUAUUUCCACUAGGAGUUUAUAAAUUUUCUUAUUCUUUUGGAAUAAUGGAAUCAAGCUUUACAACAAAACCUAAAAUAUUUUCAGAAGAUUCUAAAUAUUUAUUUGGUGAAAUUGCAAAAAAAUUAUUUACGGCAGAAGAUGUCGUUUUAACUGUAAAAGGAGAGUUAAAUGUAAUAGCAAAAACUCCAGUUGGCAACAUUGAAUUGAAAAAUAUUUCAUUUAAUUUUGAUAAAAAUUUCAAAGGAGUAGCUACCAUGACUAAUCUAUCAAAUGUUGAAAUUGAUUUUAAUGGUAAUGUCGAAUUUGAUCUAAUAUCUGAUCAAAAUAUUAAUAUUGCAAAAAUGACAAUAGAGAACUUUAAAUUAAAACGUGGAAAUGAAGAUAUGAAUGUCAAAAUAAACUAUUUACCAGACAAUGAUCAUGGAUACAAACUUAUAGAGAAUUAUUUGAAUAGAAGAUCUAAGUUUAAAACUUUGCUUCCAGGAAUAAAAGCUCUAUUGAUUGAUGAAAUAGAGGUUUCUUUACGUACUAAAGAUUCAUUUAUGCUUCAUAACCCACUUAAAACUAAAUUAUAUUUAUUUGGUUUUAAUUCUAAAGUGAUCAAUAUGUUUAAUAAACAAAUCGCAACUGGCAUAACAGAGCCUAGUGUUGAUGGAAUUGUUAUUGAAUCAGGACUAAGUAGAAAAAUUCGAAUAGAAAACACGAAUAUGGAUGUAGGGAAUGCAAUUAGAAAUAUUAAAGAUUGUGUUAAUGGCGUUAAAGAAAGUAUAGAAUGCGUUCUAAUGUUUGGUAUUGGUGAAAAUCAAGAUAAUCUUUUUAGAAUUAAUUUGAAUUAUGCACAACAAGACAUUAACGUUAUUUGGGAUCUUGGAUUUUUUAAGUUUUAA